Messenger RNA from Pistacia vera, 2322 nucleotides. RefSeq lists its product as uncharacterized. Bases 1 to 2322 code for a protein of 773 amino acids. Lineage: Eukaryota; Viridiplantae; Streptophyta; Magnoliopsida; Sapindales; Anacardiaceae. The transcript has 7 exons. Gene Ontology annotation, molecular function: ADP binding. The record is from RefSeq and is a predicted model, not a curated record.
AUGGCUGUAGAAAUUAUUGGGAGUACCGCGGGUGCCGGGAGUUUUGUUCUGGAUCUUGUCAGGUGCUUGGCUGCUCCGAUUGGGCGUCCAUUUAAGUACUUGUGGAAUUACAACACCAACUUCAUAAAUCUCGAAAAAGAAGUUGAUAAGCUGAAGGAUGCAAGAGUCAAAGUGAAGCGUAAGGUUGAUGCUGCUAUAAACAACGUGGAAGAGAUUGAAGAGACUGUGGAGAAGUGGCAGAAGGAUGUCGAUUCCAUCAUUGGUGAAGCAGAGCAGUUGAUUCAGGAGAAAGCAAACAACCCGCAUUGUUUCAAGGGAUUGUGCCCCAACUGGAUCACCCAAUACAAACAUAGCAAGAAAGCAUUCAAGUUAAAGGAGAAUGAUAUCAGUCAACUCCUAGAUAAGGAAUUCAAUGAAGUUUCUUAUCCUACUAAUCCACCAGAGAUAUGGCUUAGAUCUAACAAAGAUUACGUGGCUUUGGAAUCCAGAACUUCCACUUUGAAGAAUGUUCGGGAUGCAUUGAAUGAUGAAAAUAUCUACAUGAUCGGUGUUUACGGGAUGGGAGGUCUCGGCAAGACCACGCUUGUGCAGGAAGUUGGUAGGAAAGCCAUGGAAGAACGACUCUUUGAUGACAUGGUUUUCAUAGAAGUAACAGAAACUCCAAAUAUAGAGACCAUUCAACUGAAAAUUGCUAAAAAAUUAGGUCUCGAAUUGGAUAAGGAGAGUGAAGUAGCAGAUAAGGCAAAUAAGUUAUAUGCCAGAUUGAAGAUGAGUAAGAAGGAUGAGAAGGGUAUGAGGCCUGUGAAGAUUCUUUUGAUUCUAGAUAAUAUCUGGAAAGAUCUUGAUUUAACGACUGUGGGAAUUCCUUCGGGAGAUGAUCGUGGUGGAUGUAAAUUACUGCUCACAACCAGAGUCCGUGAUGUGUUGGAUAGGAUGGGUUCUACCAAUAAUUUUAAGAUGGGUACUUUAAAUGAUGAAGAAGCUUGGAACCUAUUCCAGAAGAUGGCAGUUGGAUAUUUGCGAGAAAAUGGCCAAAUAUAUUACAAGGACCUCAGCUGGGUAUAUUGCUGUGCUUAUCAUGUGGGGAUGCUGGUUGAUUGUAAUACUUGGUCGGGAUAUAGUUGGUCUGGCUAUAAUAAUGGCUGGCACUGCUCUUUUAUUGGCCUUCUAUUCAAUCAUGCUUUGGUGGAGAACACAAUGGCAAAGCUCAAGCUUUUAUACUUUAUGGCAAUCUUUUUCUUCCUCACGCCAGGGUUUUCUAGAGAAAAAAGAAAUUAUCAACUUUAUAUUGCUGAGUACAAUAUGGAUGUUAAGGAGCAUGAUUNAGAAAAUAUUAUCAACUCUGAUUUGGAGGAAUUGGAAUUACAUAAUAAGUUGAGAAAGAUUACAUGGAAGAGUCUAUCUAAACAUCUUCAGAUCGCUCAUGAUAAGUCGGCAAAUAUUCCACUUGGACUCCUCCAAAGAUUUGAAAAUCUGAAAGAGCUUGAACUAUAUGAAAAUAAUCAGUACAAAGAAAUUAAGUACCUACUUGAUCUUCCAAAUCUUGAAGUUCUAGAAGUAAAUGAGUGUAAGAAAUUGAUGACUCUGGAGCCAUCCUCAACUUCUUUCCAGAAUCUUAAAAUUCUAGAAGUAAUUAGUUGGAAUGGGUUGAUGAUGAAGCUAAUGACACCUUCAAUGGCUAGAAGUUUGGUGCAACUGAGAGAAAUGAGAAUAAAAGAUUGUGUAAUGAUAAUAGAAAUAGUAGAAAAUGAGGGAAAUGCAACAACGAGUUCUGAAAUUGUUUUUAAGAAUUUGAAGAAGUUGUUACUUGAAGAAUUAGAAAAUCUAGAAUGCUUUUGCUCUGGGAAUUACUCUUUCAAUUUUCCAUCUUUGGAAGAGUUAGCUAUAUGGAAGUGCCCCAAUAUGAAGACUUUCUCUCAAGGAAUCUUAAGCACACCAAAGUUACACAAAAUUGAUUAUGACCAGGAGAAGAAAGAUUUGGAGAAUGGGGAAAGUGAGCUUAAUACAACCAUACAACAAGCACACAAAAAAAAGGUUGAAUCUGAUUUGAAGGAAUUGACAUUAAAAUUAAGUGGAAGAGACAUCAUGUUGAUUUGGGAAGGAGAGUUUCAAGAGAGCUUUGGUGAAGUAAAAACUCUUGAAUUGGUUAAGGAUGAAUAUGCAAACAUUCCAAUUCAAAUUCUUUACAAAUUUAACAGUCUUGAAAAACUCAUAUUGAAAAUGAGUUCAUAUGAAGAGAUAUUUUCAUCUAGAGAGGAUGAGGAACAAAUUGUUCAGAGUUAUGGGAAAGAUUCCCAUGAGAAGGAGAUUCAAGAGUUUUAG